AUGACGAUGAAGAUUCUCUUUAACUUGUUCCUUAUGCUUUACGCUGCAACGCCAAUCGUCUCACUCUCCGAGAAUCCAACCAACUUCAGUAAGACUAAUUGUGAAGAGGGAAGUGGAGAAACCGGUUCAGGCUUCGGUAUAGGGUUCGGUUUGGUUCUUGAUUUCGGUUUAUACCGGAGUACAUGCCCGGAAGCAGAGUCUAUCGUCUACUCGUGGGUCGAGACCGCAGUUUCACAGGAUCCAAGAAUGGCUGCUUCUCUUCUCCGUCUUCAUUUCCACGACUGUUUUGUCAAUGCAAAAGGAUUGGUCGGUGAAAAAACGGCGCCUCCAAAUCUUAACUCUCUUCGUGGAUUCGAAGUGAUAGAUUCGAUAAAGUCUGAUCUUGAAUCUGUAUGUCCAGAGACUGUCUCAUGCGCAGACAUUCUUGCCAUGGCCGCUAGAGAUUCAGUCGUUGUGUCCGGUGGACCAAACUGGGAAGUAGAAGUAGGAAGAAAAGACAGCAGAACCGCAAGCAAACAGGCAGCAACAACUAGCUUACCUUCACCAAACUCAACCGUACCUACUCUCAUCUCUACAUUCCAAAAUCUCGGCCUUUCCCAAACCGACAUGGUCGCUCUUUCCGGUGGACAUACAUUGGGAAAGGCACGGUGCACUUCGUUCACCGCUCGGUUGCAACCGCUGCAAACCGGACAACCGGCUAACCAUGGAGAGAACCUAGAGUUCCUGGAGUCGCUACAGCAGCUGUGCUCGACGGUGGACCCAGCUGCAGCUAUCACUCAGCUUGACUUGGUGACGCCGUCAACAUUUGACAACCAGUACUAUGUUAACCUCAUCUCCGGUGAAGGGUUGCUUCCGUCAGACCAAGCUUUGGCGGUUCAGGACCCAGGGACGAGGGCCAUUGUUGAGACCUACGCAGCGGAUCAGUCGGUUUUCUUCCAGGAUUUUAAGACGGCUAUGGUUAAGAUGGGUGCGAUAACCGGUGGUGGUAGUGAUGGCGAGAUUAGGAGGAAUUGUAGAGCGAUUAACUAA
This is a messenger RNA of Microthlaspi erraticum, 1029 nucleotides long. The record is from the annotation of a GenBank genome assembly. NCBI's taxonomy places the organism in Eukaryota, Viridiplantae, Streptophyta, Magnoliopsida, Brassicales, Brassicaceae.